UCCUUUUUGUAUUUUUUUUUUUUUUCGUCUUAACUACCUCCCGGCGCACCCUAUAGCAGCUUAGCAGCUGCCAUGUCUAAGACCACUGGCGGAAUCUUGUUGCAGACAGUUCAAGAGUCUUUGUCGCUGCGAACGUCACUCUCACAAACAUAGUCAACGUCGCCCUACUUGGAAAUCAACAACAACAACAACAACAGGCUUGCGGCUGCACAAGCCGUUGCGAAAAAAUUAAAAUUAAAAUUAAAAUUACACAAAUCAACAUCCAGAACAAAUAUCAGAUUGGAUCAGAUCAGAUCAGAUCAAAUUCGCGCCACAAAACUGGGGAUCUGCAGCCCAGCGCGGGAGCUGCCGUACAACCAGACAAAGCCUUGAACAUUUAUCUGCCCGCCCUUGGCACUGUCGCUUUUGCGGACACACAUCUACUUUCUCCAUCCAGAUCACCAUCGCAACCACAUCUACCCGUCUGGACAGAUAACGACGGCAUCAGCUACACAGUCACCACAGGCGGUGGUCGCCUGACUGACUUCCUUUCGUUUGCAUCGUAUUGGGAUCACUCUCUCCCGUCACCAUGGAGACCACGGCACUCGUGCAACCAGCAGCACCUGCUUCUAUAACACCAUCACCAGGGAGAAAUACACAAUCGCAAAAUGCCCAAGGCAACAGCCAUGCAACAAGCCAAAGUCUCUAUCAGUGCGCAUACUGCCUGCGAAGGUACUCUCGUCCUGAGCAUCUCCAGAGGCAUAUAGCCACUCACACCCUCGGAAAGCGCUUUGUUUGCGAUAUCUGCGAGAAAGCUUUUGGGCGCGGAGAUUUGCUGAAAAGGCAUCGACAAAACCACCAGGACGAUCCCACGGGGGCUAAAAAGAGGAGGGUAACCUCGACAGCUGGCCGGGUCACAGCGGCUUGCCAAGCGUGCGCUCGUGCUCGGGUCAAGUGUGACGAGAUCAAGCCGUGUGCCCGCUGCAAGAAUCGAAACCAGACAUGCGAGUACAGCACGUCCGAAGCCAGCUCUGCAGCCGCCAUGCACCUAUUACAUCUUUCUGCAGCGAGAUCUGGCUCGGGAUCUCCAGAUGGCCAUGAUCAAAAAUCCUCGACAAAGUCCGUCUCGAACUCGCCUUCUCCCUUGCAAACACACCAGGUCAUCGACCCAGCGUCCUUCGGCCAACAGACGCCCAUGUCUGUUGCCAACGCUUUCUUGCAGCCCCAGUUUGCGCUGCCGGUCCAGCCGCCCCUGGACCCACGCCUCGCUGGGAUCGACAGCGCGAGUGGAAGUGGUGUUAUGGGCCAUCCCACGAACGGCUUUGACGGUAUUUCUGGCGCACCGGAGAGGGAUGUGAUCAUGGACGCCACCUGUGACCCCCCGCAGUACCAACAACGUACAGCUUUUGCUGCACCUCCAUACAGACCACUAGGCGGUGCAAGCCCUCCGGAUUCUGCGCCCUUUGCAUAUUUUAUGCGAGAUAUUCUUUACGAUGAGCUAGAUCCAUCGAGGAUGGUAGGUUCUCAGGGACUGUCUGUCCUGGACUUUAAUGCCAACUCGAGUCUGGAGUUGAACGACGUGGAUUUCGGUUUGCUGGACCAGUGGAGCGGUCAUGUGAUGCCCUGGACGGACGCAACCCCUCAGCCACCGGCAGGCAAGGCGGCAAAGGCCCCGAUCGACUUGUCCAAGAUGAGGCAGCGACUUGUGAAGUCUUGGAGCAACUCGCCAUGGCGGUGGAACCCAACCACUCGAGACUCUGGCUACUGUGAACAGGAAAACCUCACGGUUCCCCAGACAGACACUUUGCUCACCCAAGUCGACCGCAUCAUCUCCGACAAACUGGAUCCCUCCAUCCGUGACCGCAUCCUGGCUUCGGUCUUGAGCGAGUGCCGUGGCAACGAUACGCUUCGGCGUGUGGCAUCCUCUUUCCCUUCGACCGAAAUCUUGGAGUCGCUCAGCAACAUAUUCGUGGCCUCCCACAUGUCUUCGGUGUCUUCUUGGCUACACCUACCUACUUUCCAGCUGAACAGCAGCCAUCCAGAGCUUAUAGCUUGUUUCGCGUCGGCCGGGGCAGCCAUCUAUCCCAACAUGACGCUGAGGCGCUUUGGUCAAGCUUUGCAGGAAGUCGUGCGCUUGACAUUGCCGGGUCGUUUUGAAGAAAGUCAUCUUCGCAUCAACGACAUUGGACUUGUACAGACUCUGGUUUUGAUGCAAGACCUCGGGCUGUGGAGUGGUAAUCGGCGAAAGAUGGAGAUUGCCGAAUGCCACCUGAACAUUCCAAUAACCAUGAUGCGGUACAGGAACAAGUUCAAGAGGUCAUACUACUCCAGGAUAGUAGUCACGGCUGAGGAUCAAGGUGAAGUGCUCGAGCAGAAAUGGAAGCAUUGGAGGGAGCAAGAAUCGUGGAAGAGGCUUAUUUUCCAUUGCCAUCUGAGAGAUGCACAAAAGUCACUGAUAACCUUGACACCGCCACAAGUGUCAUACGCCGAGCUCACACUACCACUGCCGGAAGCUAAACAGCUCUGGUUUGCCACUACAGCCAAGGAAUGGCAGACACAGUACCUCGCGAGGGGCGAGCCGAGCAGCAAUGUCCUGCCCUCGCUCGUUACUUUGUUUCAGGACAUUAGUGCCCUUGGAAGGGAUCGACACCGCCUCGAUAUACAAUACGCCAUUGCCAUCUAUCUUCAUGGUGUAUGGUCGCUGAUAUGGGAGCUUCGCCAGCUGGCUGCCGUGCAGCGGCACAGCAUAUUCUCUCGGAACUCGGCAUCAACAACUCCGGGCAGCCAAAUGGGUACCCAAGAUCCUGCAUCCCUGCUCCUCAAGUCCAGACAUCACGAGAUAUGCAAGAUGCUGGAAGACUUUUCUUCGGCGACGAGCGACUGGAACGAGCUCUCAGCUCAGGAGACUCUGACGCUCAACUUGCUACAGCUGCAUCUUCUUGUGUCCAUGGAUGAACUACAAAUCCUUUCCGGUCGAGAGAACGAGGAGCAGGCCCGUCGCGUUUUCAUCCACCUGCAAACAUGGGCCGAGUCUGAAGAGGCUCGGAGGGCACUUUGGCAUGCUGGUCAGGUGUUGCGGAUGGCCAAGCUUUUCCCAUCGGGUCAUCUCAAGGACUUUUACGCGAUUGGUGUGCACCACGCAGCACUUACAAUCUGGACUUACGGCGUCAUCAAGAAUGCGGCUGGACCCGGCAAUCUGAGCGGCCUCUCCUUGGGCGACCUAGUGUACUUGGACGGACCACAGACGAGCCAGGUUACGCAGUUUAUCAACUUUGGCCAGGGCUGUCCCGCCAUCAGGGGACCGACCCAAAGCGUCGUGAGCAACAGCGGGAACCUGAGACAGGACGACGAGCGACAGCAGCAGCAGCAGAAGUACAGCGGCAGCGGCGUCGUGGUGGCUCCUGUCUCGGAUUCGUAUGCCUGCAUGAACAUCGCGCUCGAGAUUUUCUACUUUGACAGGUCAGGCAGCGCACAUGAAGAUGAGGAGCAAAUGCUUGCUAUCAAUGAGAAUUUAUGCCAACUUCUCGCGCAGCUUCGUAGUGCGGCACGGGCUGUUGCCGGUGUUUGAGGCUUGAGGUUUUAGGAGUAGGACGUUGCUCUGUUACAAGAUUAUGAGAAACACCGCUGGUGACGGUCUCGUGUACUGGUUCUUUUUUUUUUUUUUUUUCGGGUUGGUGGGUGGCUGCGGAGUUUGGUUUGGAAGUUUAAAGUUUUGAUGUCAUUAUAUACCCCAGAUUAUUUGCUGCUUCCCAUCUGCUUGUUUAUAUCUAGGACUUAUCAAGCGCCCGACUGGAAACAGAUACGCUUGCAAGACCAUACGAUCUGCCAAACUUGGUUUGUGAAUUUAGCAUCGCAUUUUAU
Messenger RNA from Pyricularia oryzae 70-15, 3840 nucleotides. Its product is annotated as C2H2 type zinc finger domain-containing protein. Gene Ontology annotation, biological process: DNA-templated transcription; regulation of DNA-templated transcription. The coding region runs from base 569 to 3547 and encodes 992 amino acids. The record is from RefSeq and is a predicted model, not a curated record. Lineage: Eukaryota; Fungi; Ascomycota; Sordariomycetes; Magnaporthales; Pyriculariaceae. Gene Ontology annotation, molecular function: zinc ion binding; DNA binding; DNA-binding transcription factor activity, RNA polymerase II-specific. The transcript is spliced from 5 exons.